This is a messenger RNA of Adineta ricciae, 3786 nucleotides long. Lineage: Eukaryota; Metazoa; Rotifera; Eurotatoria; Adinetida; Adinetidae. The record is from the annotation of a GenBank genome assembly.
AUGACUCUAUUACAGAAUCCAUUUCUACUGAUCAUCUUUUCAACAUAUCCAGCAAUACAUGCCUCAUAUCACUAUGUCGGAUGUUAUACUCAAGUCUUCUACGAUAGUUUCUUUCAUAGUUCAUACAUGGAACCAUUGCUCUGCUUUCGUUUAUGUGACACACCAAUAAUUUAUCUGCAAAAGACGAUCUGUCGGUGUUCAGGCGGUGGUUUCAUGCAUUACAAUCGACAGAAUGAUAGCAGUUGUCCUAUUCCGUGUCCAAAAGCGACCGAUUCAAAACAUCUAUCAAACAAUACAUGUGGUGGAUCACGUACCUAUUCUGUCUAUAGUGAACAAGGUUUUUAUAGCCGACAUGGACAUUUGUUUAAUUAUCAAAUUAAAUUUUCUUCGUGUGAAUCUUGGGCAAAACAAGGCAUUUAUGAUACCAUAGAUAUUAAGCUAAACGAACUUCCAAUCAUAUCAUCAUUGAAUAAAUUAGAACAAUGUGCAGCUGUCUGUCUUGAUCGAAACAUAACGACGAAAUCAAUAGCAUUCAAUAAUGAUGAGAAUCGAUGUGUUUGCAUUAUGAGAUGGCAAAUUGGUACAACCGUGAAAAGAGAUCUCUUUGUGAAAACCUUAUCAAACCAUUCAUGCGAUCAUGAUUGUUCGAAUUCAGUUAAUGGAUCAAUCAGCGAACAGAGAUUUCGAUGUGGUUCGCUGAUUGACAAACAAAUCUGGGCAAUCUAUGAUGUGCAUGGAACAUGUGCAUCGGAUUUCAUCUACAUCAAAGAAUUAAACAAAUGUAUGAACACAUUUGAGUUCUCGUGGAAUAGUUGUUCACCACCUUCGAUAAGUUAUACAUACAAUGGAAAUAUAACAUGGAACGUCUUUCUUCAAAUAGUUGAACGAUUAGGAUUGAAAAAUUCCCAAGUUGCUGUUUAUUUUACUCAAGAUAUUGUCAUCGAUUCAUCACUCUUAUGUGCAAAAAAAUCAAUCGCACACACAGCACUGCUUCGGCAAUCACAAUUAUUGACGUAUUCAGCCUCGCCCGGACUGACCAAGCGUUAUAUAUUAGAAAACGGUUGUUUGGUCAAUGAAAAUACUCAACAAACCUCUUCUUAUCUAUACGCAAAUUACCUAUGUGUAGCUGAACCACUGAAUAAAUAUACUACGUCGUACGACAUUCGAGAUAGUUUAUAUUCUUUCAUCAAUGAAGAACCUGAGGAGAACUUUUGUCCACCACAGUGGAUAGAUUUGAAUGGACGAUGUUAUCGAAUGUCUUCGGAACGUAAAUCAAUUCAAGAUGCCAAGAGCAGUUGUAUUGCUAUUUCGAAAACAACUACCACGCGAAAUAGUGCUUCUAUUGUUCAACCGGAAAACGAAGACGACGACGACGAUGAUGGAUUGGACGAUCAGUUAAAUUUCACUCCGAAAGGUGAUAUCGUUCAGUAUACAUCUCCAUGGCAAGCUCGUCUUGGCUUUUUUCUUUUGGAUAAAAUUCCUGACGCUGACGAACAAUGGGAUGACCAAACAGCCACUCAAAAAUUUAAUAUCUAUUAUGAAGAUCUGGGCUUAUUCGCAAUUGAUGCAAUUAGUAAUCAAGAUUUUCAGAUGAUUAGUCCAAUUGAAAACAAUACUGUAAACAUAACUGAUGAUUCAUGUAUUGUGUUAUCGCGUACGGAAGUUAAACCAGAAGAAAGACCGGUAUUGAAAGCGACGGGCAUGAGUAACUGUUCGACCCAUCGGCAUGUUCUAUGUGAAACAAAAACGUUGAUCGUUGAUCGUUUUCAAAAAUCUUGUUUUCGUAAACCAGCGCUAAUGGGUCUGCCAGCUUUAAUAUCGAAUAAUUUAACACAUGAAUUAUGCUUAACUAUUUGUGAAGAAUUGCAAACGACUCUAGUUAUCAUUCAUAUGGAUAGAUGCUAUUGUUUAAAUGAUUAUGUUUUACGACCGAUGAAUUUCACCAAUGAUCUGAGUAAAUAUCAACGAACAAGCUGUGGACAAGUCUGUUCAGGUAAUCGACAUGAACAAUGCGGAGAUAAUGAUACGAUUGUUGUCUUUGAUAUAUCCCAAUCUCGACGUGCAUAUUCAUACUAUCCGACAACGUUCCAGCCAUAUCUUGAUUUUUCGUACGAUAAAUGUGUACAUAUAUCUUCGUUCGAUCCGAAUAGAUCGUACAAGUUUACUUUUAACGAUAGUCUCGAUCUUCAUCCUCGUCACUGUUUAGAGUUUUGUACGAUUAAUCAACAAAAAUACGCUCUUAUCAACUCGAACCGAUGUUUUUGCACGAAUAUGUCAACUACGCAUAGCAACAAUAAUAUGCGUCUCCUUUCGAAGCAGCAUUGUUCUCAAGAAUGUUCGGGCAAUUAUUUCUACACAUGUGGAAAUCCAACUAGUUCUACGAUCUAUUCUGUGUACACCAGACAGCCAAAAUGCCGACAUGGAUUUGAAAUGACACAGAACAGAGAACAAUGUGUCUAUGGGCAUUAUUCCACACGGACAAAUUCCUAUGAAUCCGCUCGGUCUAAUUGUGAUUCUCUUGAUAGUUCACUUGCGAAGAUUAAUGACAUUUUAGAGCUUCAAGAUCUUCUACCCAGAUCAACAGUAUACACGCAUGUGUUUCUCUGGAAUCAACUUGCUAACGUUCAAGCUUCAGUUUUACUUAAUUUUAGCAAAUAUUUUUGGUUAGAUCGAACAACGAACAAAGCAAGUGAUCCGAUCGAUUCAAGUGAUUUACUUCUGACUAAAUGCUCACAAUCAUCUCCAACUACCGAUCGUAACUGUUUCGCUUUGUCAUUGAAAAAGACGCCAAAUAUCAGUGAGCUUUGUGUAACUGAAUCCGAUGAGUGCACUACGAAAUCAGCAACUCCUAUUUGUGUUAAUGAUAAAUUCGAAUUGAAUUACACAUCGAAUAUCCGUCCGUGGAAGGACGACAUCUCAACUGUCAUAGCAACAAACAUUUCAAUGGAUUAUUCUUGCGGUGAUAAUCGAACAGAUUACCAUUUUAUUGAUGAAUAUUGCUAUAAAAUCACCUUUCAUGAAACGACCUGGAGCGAAGCCAAGAGCACAUGUGAAAAAGAAAAUGCAAUAGUUUUUGUUCCUGAAACGCACAUCACAUUGUCACUGGUUAGAUCAUUAUUCAUACGACGAACGAAUUACAUUGCGUCGGGCUAUGCUCAUGUUGGUGUUAAAUACGAUACUCAAAAUCGAACUGUUAUCGAGUCGAAUAUUAAUAACAAAGUGGUAGUCGAAGUUAUUCCUGACUCUAAUGCUAUUUAUGACCUAUGUGAAAAAACAUUUCACGAACGUUAUACAGCACUCAUGUCAUCAACGAGCACUUCAAGCAAUGAACGCGAACAAAUGAAAACAAAACAAAUGGGUUGUGCAUAUGUAGACUUAUUAUCAGAUACAAUGCCACUUAUCCGUUGUGAUGAAAUUCCUUGCGAUCGAAUAGCAACGGUGAUAUGUCAAAAACUACCAAUAGUAAAACAAAAUCUGGUCAAAGUCAAACGAGAAGAAAUUCCUGCGUUCGCUGAGAUUGGCUCCAGAUCAGGAUCGUUACCAAGUCAAAUAUCGAGUUUAUCAUGGGAUAAUUCCAAGUCCGUUCUCCGAGAUUUUGCUCCAAUACUUGGCAUUUUAGCCCUGUUAUGUAUAUUCCUACUUCUCGGACUUAUCAAUAUGUUACACAAUCACAAUUUAUUACCGUUCGUUUCACAUGCAAGAAGGAGGCAAAAUAUCAAUCUAGCCUAUACACCAUUGACAUUAACGAGUGAAUUCAAUGCGGAUCGGGAUGAAAUUCUUACAUAG